CGGCACUAAGAAGCCUGAAACAACCUCUGCUUUCAUCGGUUUGGACCUCCCAUUUCCAUUUUUAUUCUUCGCUACGUCCGAAACCUUCCAUGGUGAAUCUCAGAUUUCGAAGCUCUGCUACGAAGAUGGCAAUGGUUGGGUCUGAGAGGGUUUUUCAUCCCAAAAUCAUUGAUUCUCAUUUGCAUGUCUGGGCUUCCCCUGAAGAGGCUGCCGACAAAUACCCUUAUUUCCCAGGCCAAGAACCGUCAUUACCAGGAAGCGUUGAUUUCUUGCUUAAGUGCAUGGGAGAAGCAGGAGUAGAUGGUGCUCUAAUUGUCCAACCUAUCAAUCAUAAAUUUGAUCAUUCUCUAGUAACAAGGUCAGUAAACUCUAAACCCACUCCUUCCUUCCUUCUGCCAGGCUAGCAAGUGG
This is a messenger RNA of Telopea speciosissima, 411 nucleotides long. RefSeq lists its product as uncharacterized. The record is from RefSeq and is a predicted model, not a curated record. The transcript is spliced from 3 exons. The coding region runs from base 90 to 404 and encodes 104 amino acids. NCBI's taxonomy places the organism in Eukaryota, Viridiplantae, Streptophyta, Magnoliopsida, Proteales, Proteaceae. Gene Ontology annotation, molecular function: carboxy-lyase activity. Gene Ontology annotation, cellular component: cytoplasm. Gene Ontology annotation, biological process: secondary metabolic process.